Molecule: messenger RNA, 5508 nt
Organism: Seriola dumerili (greater amberjack)
Lineage: Eukaryota; Metazoa; Chordata; Actinopteri; Carangiformes; Carangidae
Gene: cftr
Product: cystic fibrosis transmembrane conductance regulator
Exons: 27
Coding region: 23-4558 (1511 amino acids)
Biological process (GO): bicarbonate transport; chloride transmembrane transport
Cellular component (GO): apical plasma membrane; plasma membrane; cytosol
Molecular function (GO): chloride channel activity; ATP hydrolysis activity; ABC-type transporter activity
Source: RefSeq, a predicted model, not a curated record
CCAAACUGGCGGCGCACUUAGGAUGCAGAAGUCACCUGUGGAAGAUGCAAACUUCUUCUCCAAGUUUUUCUUCUGGUGGAUGACACCGCUGCUGAGGAAGGGCUUCAAAAAGAAGUUGGACCUGUCAGAUGUGUACAAGGCUCCUUCGUUUGAUCUGGCAGACAACCUCUCUGAGCGACUCGAAAGAGAAUGGGACAGAGAGGUGGUGUCAGCCAAGAACAAGCCCAGGCUGAUGCGAGCGCUGGCCCGCUGCUUCUUCGGCCCCUUCGCCUUCUUCGGUGUCCUCCUCUACCUCGGGGAGGCUUCCAAGACGGUGCAGCCUCAGCUUCUGGGUCGCAUCAUCGCCUCCUUUGACCCGUUCCACGCUCCGGAGCGGAGCCAGGGAUACUUCCUGGCCCUGGGCCUCACCCUCCUCUUCAUCGCCCGCUUCCUCCUGCUGCAGCCUGCCAUCUUUGGCCUGCAUCACCUGGGCAUGCAGAUCCGCAUCGCCCUCUUCAGUCUCAUUUACAAGAAGACCCUGAAGCUUUCCAGCCGAGUCUUGGAUAAGAUCAGCACCGGUCAGCUGGUCAGUCUGAUGUCGGCCCACCUCAACAAGCUGGAUGAGAGUCUGGGUCUGGCCCACUUUGUGUGGAUCACCCCCCUGCAGUGUAUACUGUGUGUGGGUCUGAUAUGGGAGCUGAUCGAGGUGAACGGCUUCUGUGCUCUGGCAACUCUGACCCUGCUGGGCAUCAUCCAGGCCUGGCUCUCACAGAAGAUGGGACCUCACCGGGCAAAGCGAGCGGGGAUGAUCAGCCGCCGCCUGGCUCUCACCUCGGAGAUUGUGGAAAACAUCCACUCUGUGAAGGCGUACGGCUGGGAGGAGGUGAUGGAAACCAUCAUCAAGAACAUCAGGCAGGACGAGAUGACGCUGACGAGGAAGAUCGGCUCUCUGCGUUACUUCUACAGCGCCUCGUACUUCUUCUCUGCCAUCUUGGUCAUCGUGUCGGCCAUCGUGCCCCACGCGCUCAGCAAAGGCAUCAUCCUGCGGCGGAUCUUCACCACGGCCUCCUACUGCAUGGUUCUGCGAAUGACGCUGACCCGCCAGCUGCCGGGCUCCAUCCAGAUGUGGUACGACACGCUGGCACUGGUGCAGAAGAUCGAGGAGUUCUUGAUGAAGGAAGAAUACAGAGUGCUGGAGUACAACCUGACCACGACUGAAGUGGAGCUGGUCAAUGUGUCUGCGUCCUGGGACGAGGGCAUCGGUGAGCUGUUCGAGAAGAUCAAGCAGGAGAACAAAGCAAACGGACACCCGAACGGCGACGCCGGCCUCUUCUUCACCAACCUCUACGUCACACCUGUCCUCAAAAACAUCAGCCUGUACCUGGAGAAGGGCAAGAUGCUGGCGGUGGCUGGAUCCACUGGCUCAGGGAAGAGUUCCCUGCUCAUGAUGAUCCUCGGAGAGUUGGUGCCGUCAGAAGGUAAAAUCAGACACAGCGGUCGCAUCUCCUUCUCACCGCAGACUUCCUGGAUCAUGCCGGGGACGAUCCGUGACAACAUCCUGUUCGGCCUGACCUACGACGAGUACCGCUACACCUCCAUCAUCAAAGCCUGCCAGCUGGAAGAGGACUUCGCCUUGCUGCCCGAGAAAGACAAGACGCUCCUCAUCGAGGGAGGGGUGACGCUCAGCGGGGGUCAAAGGGCUCGCCUCGGCCUGGCCAGAGCCGUGUAUAAAGACGCCGACCUCUACCUGCUGGAUGCACCUUUCACCCACCUGGACAUCGUGACGGAGAAAGAGAUCUUUGAGAAGUGCGUCUGUAAACUUAUGGCCUCCAAGACUCGGAUUGUGGUCACCAGCAAGUUGGAGCAUCUCAAGCGAGCGGACAAAAUCCUCCUGCUGCACAACGGCGACUGCUACUUCUACGGCACCUUCUCAGAGCUGCAGGCCCAGCGGCCCGACUUCAGCUCCCUCCUCCUCGGCCUGGAGGCUUACGACAACAUGAACGCGGAGCGACGCAGCUCCAUCCUCACAGAAACUCUCCGCAGGGUCUCCAUCGACGAAACCGCCGGCUUCCGAGGACCAGAGCCGAUCCGACAGUCGUUCCGCCAGCAGCCGCCUCCCAUAAUCCACUCUGGCUCUCAAAGCCAUCCCGUGGGCGAUGGCUACCCAGAAAAACGCAAACAGUCCCUCAUCCUCAAUCCCCUGGCGGCCGCCCGCAAAUUCUCCUUCAUCGGGAACUCGCAACAGACAAAUACGCCCCAGUCCACCACGAUAGAGGACGGGGUCCGCGAACUUUCAGAGAGGAAGUUCUCUGUCGUACCUGAGGACGACCAGGUAGAGGAGGUGCUCCCCAGGAGCAACCUGUACCACCACGGGCUGCAGCAUCUGAACGGGCAGAGGCGCCAGUCCGUCCUGGCGUUCAUCACCAACGCUCAGGGCCACGAGCGCCGAGAGCAGAUGCAGUCGUCCUUCAGGAGGAAGCUGUCCAUCACGCCGCAGUGCGACCUGGUGUCCGAGCUGGACAUCUACGCCCGCCGCUUAUCCAAGGACAGUGUUUAUGACAUUAGUGAGGAGGUGGAUGAAGAAGACAUGGAGCAAUGCUUCGCAGAUGAACGUCAGAACAUCUUUGAAACUACCUCAUGGAGCACGUACCUGCGCUACAUCACCGCCAACAAGAGCUUAGUCUACGUCCUCAUUUUCAUCGUCUUUGUCUUCGUCAUCGAGGUUGCUGGUUCAGUCAUUGGUAUUUUCCUCAUUACUGACACCAUCUGGAGGGACGGCGCCAACCCUUCCUCCCCCAACUACAUCAGCGAGCAGCACCCGAACGCCUCGUCGCCCCCCGUCCACCUGGCAGUCAUCGUCACGCCGACCAGCGCCUACUACAUCAUCUACAUCUACGUGGCCACGUCGGAGAGCGUGCUGGCCUUGGGCUUCUUCAGGGGUCUCCCGCUCGUGCACACGCUACUCACCGUGUCCAAACGGCUGCACGAGCAGAUGCUUAGCGCCGUGCUACGAGCCCCCAUGGCUGUGCUCAACACGAUGAAGACGGGUCGGAUCAUGAACAGAUUCACCAAAGACAUGGCCACCAUAGAUGACAUGCUGCCUCUGGUGCUGUUUGACCUCAUACAGCUGACGUUGAUCGUUUCGGGCGCCAUCUUCACGGUGUCCAUCAUGCGGCCGUACAUCUUCAUCGCUGCCAUCCCAUUGGCUGUCAUCUUUGUCAUCCUCAGGAAGUACUUCCUACGAACUGGACAGCAACUCAAACUGCUGGAGGCUGAAGCUCGCAGCCCCAUCUUCUCCCACCUCAUCAUCUCGAUCAAGGGCUUGUGGACAAUUCGGGCGUUUGGGCGUCAGACCUACUUCGAGAUGCUCUUCCACAAGGCGCUGAACACUCACACGGCCACCUGGUUCCACUACCUGACGACGCUGCGCUGGUUCCUCUUCCGCUGCGACAUGAUCUUCGUCCUGUUUUUCAGCGCUGCCGCCUUCAUCGCCGUGGGAACCAACCAGGACAAACCAGGAGAGGUUGGCAUCAUCGUGGCCCUGGCCAUGCUCAUCCUGGGGACUUUCCAAUGGGCCGUCAUCACCAGCAUCACGGUAGACGGACUGAUGCGUUCGGUGGACCGGGUGUUCAAAUUCAUCGAUCUGCCGCCGGAGGAGCCGCUGCCGGGGAAAUCUGGCGGUAAAGGAGGCCCCGACCUCGUCAUCGACAACCCCCACGCCCACGACUGCUGGCCCAACCGCGGCCAGAUGAACGUCCAGGGCCUCACUGUCAAAUACACCAAGGCUGGACGCGCCGUCCUCAGCGACAUCUCCUUCUCUGUGGAGGGGGGGCAGAGCGUGGGUCUGCUGGGUCGGACGGGUUCAGGGAAGAGCACCCUGCUCUCCGCCCUGCUGCGCCUCGCCUCCACGGAUGGAGAAAUCUCCAUUGACGGCGUCUCCUGGAGCUCCGUGUCCCUGCACACCUGGAGGAAGGCCUUCGGGGUGGUGCCGCAGAGAGUCUUUAUCCUGACGGGGACGUUCCGGAUGAACCUGGACCCACAUGGACGUUACAGCGACGAGGAGCUGUGGCGGGUGGCCGAGGAGGUGGGUCUGAAGUCCGUGAUCGAGCAGUUUCCCGACAAGCUGGACUUUCAGCUGGAGGACGGCGGCAACGUGUUGAGCAACGGACACAAACAGCUGCUGUGUCUCGCCCGCUCCAUCCUCAGCAAGGCCCGCAUCCUGCUGCUGGACGAGCCCUCCGCCUACCUCGACCCCAUAACGUUACAGGUCCUGAGGAAGACUCUGAAGCAGGCGUUCUCCGGCUGCACCGUCAUCCUGUCAGAACACAGAGUGGAGCCGCUGCUCGAGUGUCAGUCCUUCCUGAUGAUCGAGGGCAGCUCCAUGAAAAGCUACGACACCAUCCAGAAGCUCAUGAACGAGACCAGCCACCUGAAGCAGGCCAUGAGCGCCGCAGACAGGCUCCGCCUCUUCCCCACACUCCACCGCCUCAACUCCAGCAAGAGGGCGGCGCCGCAGACCGCCAAGAUCUCGUCCCUGCCGGAGGAAGCUGAGGACGAUGUCCACGACACUCGACUCUAACCGGCCAGACACACAAACACAAACACACACACACGUGCACGAACACGAGAUGAUGAUGAUGAUGAUAGUAAACAUUUCUGAGCCACGAUGAGACAUUGAAACUUCUAACACCUGUGUCACACCAAAUCCUAAUGAAGUUAAAUUAAAAAUGAAAUGUGUAGAAAAACAGGAAGUCAGGUUUCCAUCAUAUCGACAGUCGACAUUUCGUUAAUCAAAACCUGUAAUUAGGACUAAUACAUGCAACUCUUUGCAUAUACAGACGAUGUAACGUGCAAAAUAGAAACUUCUCUAACAUACAGCUGUCACAGAAGGAGGUUCAUUUAUUUACAGAGGAAGUUUUGCACACACGUAAUAAAAGAAUUACGUCUGUAAUGGUUUGAAUGUUUGAAUGCUAAAAUCAGGUGUGUGAGAUUACAGAGAUGAAACUUUAGAUUACAAGCACAGUACAACAAAGCUACAAGUCAAGGGAUUGAAUUGAACGUUAAAAAUCAGGCGGUGUGACAGCUGCAGAAAGUGCAGAAAUCUGUCGGCUCCCCAUCCGAAGCUGUUGGUGUAAAUCUGUCACCAAAUAAGAAAAACUAAUAGUAAAACCAGCAGGUGUUUGUGCUGCAGGGAGAGUUUUUAUUUCCUGAUGCGUGGAAGAUAAAAUCCUCCACGUGAAUGGGGACCAAAAUGGCGGAAAAGUUUCGUGCCACCGACAUAAAAAUGAAGCACGUACCAACACACCUUAAACAUGAGGCCUCAGCCCGACCGACUGGACACUUUGUCGUUGAACUACUUCAAGUACCUUUGUAGGUUUCGGCGCCUUUUGGUGCUGGACCAGCUGUUGCGAGCGCUCAAACAUCAUCUUCUCUCCUGAGGCCACUUGCUUUCAAAAAGUAUGAAUUGCAUCAAUUGCUUUGUUUUUUGUUUUUUUUUGCAUAAAUGUUUAAAAAACAUUUUUUUAUAAA